AUGCAUGGGAUUACAAAACCAGAGGAUGAUGACAAACUACGAAGAUUGUCAACUCUAGCAUUAGAAGUAACUGUGUGCCUUAAAGCAUUCGAGCCAUUAGCAGAAAUAAAGAAGGAGUUGAACUUUGAACUUGCGGAACAUUUGAUUUUGACGACAAAUAGGAAAGAUGAGGAGGAUGGGGAGCUAUCAGACUUUGCACUAGACAUUAUUGAUAGAUUUGAUUCAUCGGUAGAGUUAAAGCAAAUUAUGCUUUAG
Funneliformis caledonium is the source of this 255-nucleotide messenger RNA. Lineage: Eukaryota; Fungi; Glomeromycota; Glomeromycetes; Glomerales; Glomeraceae. The record is from the annotation of a GenBank genome assembly.